AUGGCGGGAGUAAAGAAGAAUAGAUCACCCAGGAAACCUACGAAACUACUUCAGUCCAGGCUAAAGUUUGCGCAUAGUUCUGCCACGCUUAAGAAAUGCACAGAGUGUCAGAUGUCAUACAUCAUCGAUUCCCCUGCAGACUGCGCGGAGCAUAAGAAGUACCAUGAUCUGCACUUGUACGGUAAAAAGUGGCUUGCAUCGUGGGGGACAGCCAUACAAGACACUUGUAGCAGCCAGUACAUCACUCCGCCCUCGACCUCUGGGGGGAACGCCAGCGGUAACGGGGCGAAAGCGGACCGAGAGGAUUACAUCGUAUACAUCACUCCUGGCAAGACUGCGGAGGUGAAAGCGAUGAUGGAGAUCAUGUACAUAGUUAAUAAUGAGCUCACAGCUCCGCACGAUGAGAAUGACUUUUGGUCUGAGGAAGGAACAAGCAGCAUGGGGAGAGCCUUUGUCUAUAUUAAAGAUGGUAGGGCAGUAGGCGCGAUCACGGUCGAAUACUUGAAGGAGGAUGACAGCCGUGGCCGAUGGAUGCGUGUCAGUACGCGAGAGCUUGUGCCGGAAGUUGUGCCUAGAGUUCGGUUAGGGAUCUCUCGUAUUUGGGUCUGUAGGAAGCAGAGGGGGCAGGGCAUCGCAACCAGACUACUCGAAUGUGUACGUAAAUAUGCCAUUCUGGGCAAUGAAGUGGCGCGCUGGGAAAUGGCCUGGUCGCAGCCGAGUGAGAGUGGUGGGAAGUUAGCCACACGCUAUAACAGCGUGAGGCAUAAAAGUGGUGAAUUACUGAUACCGUGCUAUAUAUAA
Messenger RNA from Eremothecium gossypii ATCC 10895, 801 nucleotides. RefSeq names its product Eco1p (gene ECO1). NCBI's taxonomy places the organism in Eukaryota, Fungi, Ascomycota, Saccharomycetes, Saccharomycetales, Saccharomycetaceae. Gene Ontology annotation, biological process: mitotic sister chromatid cohesion. Bases 1 to 801 code for a protein of 266 amino acids. Gene Ontology annotation, cellular component: chromatin; nucleus. Gene Ontology annotation, molecular function: protein-lysine-acetyltransferase activity. The transcript has a single exon. The record is from RefSeq and is marked provisional.